AUGAGCUUCAAGAACAUGCUCGGAAGAACCAUGCUGGCGGACUAUAGUAGGAGAAUAAAAAAUGCACCGCGCGAAGUGAUCCUCAGUCCUAGUCUGCUUUUCUCGUGUGCUAUGUACGCGACUGCAGCGAUCCCUUUGACGUGGGAUCAAGGAUCGGCAUCCACAUUACCAUCCCUGGAGGGCUUCCAGCAGCAGUUUGGUAUCAGCUCUACAGCGGGCGCCCACUCGACCAGAAACUUCGUCUCUCUUGUCUACAUCGGUGACGCAGCCGGUGCUGCUCUAUCAUUCUUCAUCAACGACCGAAUUGGACGCCUCUGGUCUUUCCGGUUAUACACCACAAUUUGGAUUAUUGGACAGCUAGUCGCGACUUUCAGUCCUAGACCAUCGGCACUGUACGCGUCGCGAAUAAUUUCUGGACUUGGAAUUGGAUCAUUGAGUGUCACGGGCUCUGUCUCCAUUGUUGAAUUGGCUCCACCAGAGAUACGUGGACUGUUGGCAGCAUGGUAUACCGUGUGCAUGACGUUGUCCCUAAUGCUCGCUACGUUCUGCGUGUAUGGUGUGCAGCUGCACAUUGCAGCGAGUCGAUUUCAGUACCAGGUCGUGAUGUUCUCUCCGUGUGUGUUUAUGUUACUGUGGAUACUCGCAAGUUUCUUCCUCUGCGAAUCGCCUCGCUGGCUAGUUCUCUCCAACCGAAACGGAGAAGCUGCGAAUACUCUUGUCCAAUUACGGCGAUUGCCGCUCGAUCACGAUCGGGUUCAGGAAGAACUCCGAAGCAUUAAAGAGUCUAUACAAUUGGAGACCGCAGCUCAUGACCCCAAUGAUAAAUCUCCCUCCAACAUUGUCAGCGUCGCAAAGGAGACAUUCACAGUCCCGUCAAAUUUACGCCGAGUUCAACAAGCCCUUAUCCUAUACGCAUUUCCACAAUUCUCAGGUGGCAACUCUAUCACCAACUAUUUUAUUCCUAUCUUGAAAAUUAUCGGAUUGACCGGCGACUCCUCCCGAAAUUUGUUCCUCAACGGAAUGUACACCAUGACGAAAUUCUUCUUCGGCUUGUCCGCAUCGUUUUUCUUCAUCGAUGCUUUAGGUCGUCGAAAUACGCUGUUCUUCGGCAUUACCCUUCAAAUGAUCUCCGACAUCUAUCUUGCCGCAUAUAUUAAAGUUCAACACCAUGGUUCUCCGUCUGAAGCUGCGGGCGAGGCGGCGCUUGCAUCGAUUUUCAUCCACUCUUUUGGAUAUACUAUCGGCCUUUUAACCCUCCCAUACGUCUUUGGCGGCGAGCUAUGGCCCAAUCGCAUUCGAUCCUUUGGUGCUGCGAUAACACAAACCUUUCAUUGGCUAUUCCACUACUCCAUGACUUUCGCUUUACCAUCUCUUCUUUCGCGAACGAAUAACUGGGGCGCCUUUAUAUUCUUUGCAGCUUGGUGCGCAGCAGCCCUUCUAUAUGUAUAUCUGCUCGUGCCAGAGAUCGCAGGUCUCAGUGUCGAAGAGAUUGAACGCGUUUUUAGCGGACCGUGGCGACUCUUCGGUAGGCAAUCUACAUUCCGGGAUACACCCUCUGUUAUUGAGGGCCAGGAUGUGAACCAUAAGUCUAACGACGAAACGAUUAAAUCCGCUCAGAAGUCUGUUGAGGAGCAGUCGCAUUCGUCGUCUCAUUAG
This is a messenger RNA of Penicillium egyptiacum, 1656 nucleotides long. The record is from the annotation of a GenBank genome assembly. Lineage: Eukaryota; Fungi; Ascomycota; Eurotiomycetes; Eurotiales; Aspergillaceae.